GCAUUUUGCUUUUCAAGUGCUUUUUGAUCCCUAUUUUUGCAAUUUACGUGUCCACUCGCGUCCCAGCAGCGGUGACACACCACAGCUUUCACGCCGGCGACGUGUGCCAGCACAUGCAAAACUUCGACGCUACAGCCACACUCCAGCCUUUGCACUUUGGGUCCUCACACGCAGCCAAGGUCUCAGCUCACACAGCUCGCAGCAUGACGACUACCCCACGGCUGCGACUAUGGGGAGGACUGCUGCUCCUCGCAGCGACGAGCGAAUCCUUCCAGCGCACGCCGCCGUCGCGUGCGCACACGCGCUUGCACGCAUCCACGACGCUGCCGGAGCUGCUCGAGGCGCUCAAGCCCUAUGCGCCGGUACGCUGCAUCGUCGUGCUUCCCGGCGCCGGCGCGAUACUGGAGUCGGCGGUUGACGCAUCGCGGUGGACGAUGUCGGAAAGCACGACCCCGACGGGCAAGACGCUUCUCACGUGCAAAAUCGCGGACGGUGGUGACUCGCCGCCGCCCUUUGAACUCCACCUCGACGUCGAUCGGGCGAAGAAGGCGACGCUCGGCGUGUCGCCCAAGACGGGCGGGCCGAUCGUUCGCGUGAUGGACGGAGAUGGAGCCGGUCUCGUCACGUUGCUCCCGACGGGCGAUUCCUUCGUCGACGACGUCGUCGGCAAACUCGGCGAGGAAGUGGACCUCGUGCGAAGGUAACUACGAUAGAUAC
Messenger RNA from Pelagomonas calceolata, 717 nucleotides. The record is from the annotation of a GenBank genome assembly. Lineage: Eukaryota; Pelagophyceae; Pelagomonadales; Pelagomonadaceae.